GGUUUCUCAAGUGGUCGCAUUUAUUCUGUUUGGUUUCUUUUUUUGGGAGGUUCCUAUUUUCUUACUUGAGUUUUCCCAAAAAAGAAAGAAAGAGAUCAGGUUCUUCGUCAAUUCAAAUUCUCUUUCCUUCUAAAAAUUGUAUCUUUUAUCUAUCUUUCUAAUCCUUUCUCAUUUCUUAUUUAUACCCCCAUUUCUAGGGUUCUUUCUAGACUCUCCCUUCAAAAAAAAAAGAGAAAAAAGAAAAAAAUUAAAUCCCUCUUCCUUUUAGGUCUUCUCUGAUUUUUUCCCCAUUUAUCAACCUUACUCCUCAAGAUUUACUCAUAGGUAAAUAGCUUUAAGAGCGAAAAUGGUGAGAGGAAAAACACAAAUGAAGCGCAUAGAGAAUGCUACAAGCAGGCAAGUUACCUUUUCAAAGCGCAGAAAUGGCUUACUCAAGAAAGCUUUUGAGCUUUCAGUUCUUUGUGAUGCUGAAGUUGCACUUAUCAUUUUCUCUCCAAGAGGCAAACUUUAUGAAUUUUCCAAUUGCAGUAUGAACAAGACAAUUGAUCGCUAUCAGAACAGAACCAAAGAUUUGAUGGCAAGUAACAACGCAGUUGAAGAUAUGCAGUUGGAGAAGGAAUAUGACUCCUUUAGCAUGACUAAGAAGUUAGAGCACCUUGAAGUUUGUAAAAGAAAACUGUUGGGAGAUGGCUUGGAUUUGUGUUCCAUUGAUGAGUUGCAGCAGCUUGAAAGGCAACUUGAAAGAAGCUUAAGCAAAAUUAGGUCUAGAAAGUAUCAAAUGCUGAAGGAAGAAAUUAUGAAGCUGAAAGAAGAGGAGAAAAUGUUGCUGGAAGAAAAUGCAGCACUGCAGAUUAAGGUUAGAACUGAAUCAUCAAAAAAACAAGAAAGCAAUCAGAGAUCAGAAUCAUCAAACCAUCAGGAGAUAAUGGAUGUGGAAACUGAGUUGUUCAUAGGACCACCAGAAAGAAGAAGCAAAAAUAAUAAUAACAAUGGCUUCCUGUAGAGUUUCAUCCAACCUCACUUAACAACAAAAUGGCUUGUUUCCAAAAUCCCUUGAAAAUUUCCCAAGAAAAUAAUAUUACAAAAAAAAAAAAAGGUGAGUUUUUAUUUACAUGCAGCAUUUAUUUUUAACACUAAAAGUGAAAAAACCCAACAUGACCAACCAAAAAAAAAAAAAAAAAAAAAAAUAGAAACUGAAAAUGGUUUCUGAUAAAAUGUUUCAUUAUAUACUUUAUGAGAAAAAAAAAGUAUAUAGAUGAAACUUAAUUACCUGUAUAUUUAGGAACUGUGUACCUUGUUGGAUACUGUCUCUUUUUUUUUUUUUUUUUUUUUUUUCUUUUUAUUAUUCUCAGCUUUUGCUUGUGAUUUUCAUUUUACAACAUGUUUCUGUUUCUCCUUUUGUGGUUACUUUACUUUUUUAAAAACAUGUGGAAAUUUGGUGUCUAGAUUGUGAAGUUUGAAUGGGAAUUUGUCUAUAUUUGAAGGCUA
Messenger RNA from Benincasa hispida (wax gourd), 1488 nucleotides. Its product is annotated as agamous-like MADS-box protein AGL19. Lineage: Eukaryota; Viridiplantae; Streptophyta; Magnoliopsida; Cucurbitales; Cucurbitaceae. Gene Ontology annotation, biological process: positive regulation of transcription by RNA polymerase II. The record is from RefSeq and is a predicted model, not a curated record. Gene Ontology annotation, cellular component: nucleus. Gene Ontology annotation, molecular function: DNA-binding transcription factor activity; RNA polymerase II transcription regulatory region sequence-specific DNA binding; protein dimerization activity.